AUGUCUUAUCGAGGUUCAUAUACCAGUGCUGCGAUCACCACAGCUGGCUUAGCAGGUGGGGCAUAUAUUGCAUAUCACCUGUACAAAGAAUUCCAGAAGCCCAAAUUACCAGAACAAUGGACUCAAGCUGGCACCUUGAAAAACAUGUACGCGUAUCCAAUCAAAUCUUGUGGCCCUGUCGUUAUGAAUAAGGCUGAAUGCAGUAUUUUAGGGUUGAAAAGCGGUUGGUUGAGAGACAGAGUUUUAAUGGUCGUUGAUGAUAAGAUGAAUUUUAUAACAGCAAGAGCUUAUCCAGAGUUGCUGCUUGUGCAUCCGUCUGUCAACGGCUCUGUGCUUACGCUAAACCACUGCGAUCUGGAGUCGUUAUCUGUUAACUUAGCUGAGGUGGUUGCUCUACAAGCUCCUAAAACGGCAACAGUUUGGACGGUUCCUGUACCUGUAUAUGACUGUGGAUGGGAGGCUGCAGAAUGGUUUUCACGGUUGUUAAACAGAUCAACAACUAGCUUCCGUCUAGUGUAUUAUGCUUCACAAAACAGCCGUGGCCUGAGAAGCUCAACCAAUAAGAUUUACAAAUUCACAAAGAAUGAUACGGGCGCUCUCCCAGACGAAGUACCUUUUAAUCUAAUAAACGAAGCGUCUGUUGACGAGCUGAACAGCCGCUUAGAAGACAAAGUGACCCAUCGCAAUUUCAGACCAAACUUCGUCUUAGAUGGAGCUUCACUUAAAGCGUUUGAUGAAGACAAUUGGAAGUUUGUUAAGAUAGGUGACAAUAUUUUUGAGAUCAUCAAACCUUGUACACGAUGCAUUUUGACAACUAUUGAUCCGGAAACCGGGGUACGACACACCAAAGCGGAACCUUUGGAAACCUUGAAGAGCUACCGUCAGAUAGAAAAUCCGGAGGUGCGCAAGAGUGCGGGCAAUUCACCGCGAAUGGGAAUACAAAUGGCAUUAAGAUCAGGGCCGGGUGGCUUCGUUUCUUUAAAUGAUCCUGUGUAUUUUGCAUAG
Molecule: messenger RNA, 1005 nt
Organism: Leptosia nina
Lineage: Eukaryota; Metazoa; Arthropoda; Insecta; Lepidoptera; Pieridae
Source: the annotation of a GenBank genome assembly